CUUACCAUUAUUGUGGAUACUUUGUCUCGCGAUUCGGUUGUCGGCGUGAGGUUGGCUGUAUUCGAGGGGAUGCGUUAUCUCAUAGGUGUACCAGCAUGUUUGAAUGCAGCUGAACAUGCUCUCAAAUGUAUAACACUUAAUGGCAUCAAUGACAAAAAUGAGCGAGUGAGAGUGGCAGCUUUUCAGAUGCUAAAAAUGCUCAAAGGACAUCGGUAUAUAAGGGUGGGCACCUUUAAACUUGUAAUGAAAAAUGUUGAAAGUGUGCGCCGUGAGAUUGUCCCUCUCAUCUUCAAGGUAUUUUUAAAGUGUUACUUCUCGAAUUUCGGUGCGCGUCUUCCCUUCUUGCGCUCUCGAGAACUAAUCUCCAGAACGAGAGAGGCGUUGAUGGAAACAAAGUACGCUGUCGAGAAACAGAAACUCGACAACUUAGAAACGAAAGUUUUCAAAAAAUUGUUCCAGUGUUUCAGAAAUACAUCGCUUAUUGGAACCACAAUGUUAAUUGGGAGCAUGUUACCACCAUCGUCGAUGGACAGCAUUACCCAGUCGGUUCUGUCUUUAUUAAAUGAGAAAGUAGUUGAUGAAUCCGUGAUGGAGCCGUAUUUGGAGGCCACAGCGCAGUGGCGAAUAGAACACCUCUUCGAAAUCAUUAAUUUGGACACUUCCAAUGACGAUCCGCAAUGGCCUCCUCGCGCUUAUAUACCUCCUGCCCCGCCCUUCGAUUCCCAUCCAUCCGAUCGAUCCAUCCUUCAUGUCUAG
Messenger RNA from Haemonchus placei, 756 nucleotides. The record is from the annotation of a GenBank genome assembly. NCBI's taxonomy places the organism in Eukaryota, Metazoa, Nematoda, Chromadorea, Rhabditida, Trichostrongylidae.